Messenger RNA from Hipposideros armiger (great roundleaf bat), 4635 nucleotides. RefSeq names its product leucine rich repeat neuronal 4 (gene LRRN4). The coding region runs from base 262 to 2487 and encodes 741 amino acids. The record is from RefSeq and is a predicted model, not a curated record. Gene Ontology annotation, cellular component: plasma membrane. Gene Ontology annotation, biological process: long-term memory. The transcript is spliced from 5 exons. Gene Ontology annotation, molecular function: protein binding. NCBI's taxonomy places the organism in Eukaryota, Metazoa, Chordata, Mammalia, Chiroptera, Hipposideridae.
AGGAGGCAGGCAGUGAGCGUGUGGGCUCAAGACCACAAUGUGAGGGAAGAAGGGCUGCAGAGACUGGGGCAUCUCAGGCCCUCUCAGCGGGUGGGGCUGGAGGGCAGGGGCAUCUGGGACACAGACCUCCCUCUGGAGUUCAGAGUUGAGCUGCUGUGUAAGUCACUGGCUCCUGAAAUCUAUAAGACAAGAGUGAAGACUGAAGACUGAAGGAGCAUCCGGAGGGGCCAUAUUCCAAAACGUCAGCUUCCGCCACGCGCCAUGUGGUGGGCUCUGCGGCUGCUGCUGCUGCUGCUGCUGCUGCCGCCUACGGCUGCGCUGAACCCCAGCCUGGCAAGGACUUCCCAGGAGAGAACCCCUCUUUUCCGGCUUAUUCAGCAGGGCCCUUGGGGGAGCGGGGCCAACAACGCCACGAGCUCCCCCUGUGAGGGGCUCUUCGCCGCGGGGGCUACGACACUGACCCUGGCGAACCGCAGCCUGGAGCGCCUUCCGGACUGCCUGCCCCGCGCGCUGCGCAUCCUGGACUGCAGCUCCAACCUGCUGCGUGCCUUGAGCGCGCCUGAGCUCGGCCACCUGCCUCAGCUGCAGGUGCUGACGCUGCGCCGCAACCGCAUCGCCGCACUGCGCUGGGGCCCCGGCGGGCCCGCGGGGCUACAUACGCUGGACCUCAGCUACAAUCGGCUGACCGCCCUGCCGCUGUGCGCCGAGCCCGCGCUGGGCAGACUCCGCGCGCUGGACCUCGCGGGGAACCCCCUGCAGGCGCUGCCGCCCGGGGCCUUCGCUUGCUUCCCAGGGCUGCGCCUGCUCAACCUUUCCUGCACCGCGCUGGGCCGCGGCGCCCAGGGGGACAUCGCUGACGCCACCUUCGCGCCGCUGGACACGCUUGAGGUCCUGGAUCUCAGCGGCACGUUCCUCACGCGGGUUCAGUUAGAGUGGAUCAGAGACCUGCCGAAGCUCACAUCCCUCUAUCUGAGGAAGAUGCCGAGGCUGAGGAGCCUGGACGGGGACAUUUUCAAGAUGACUACUGAACUGCAGCAUCUGGAUUGCCAAGAUUCCCCAGCACUUACCUCUGUCCAGACACACAUCUUUCAAGAUACUCCUCACCUACAGCUCCUUCUGUUCCAGAACUGCAACUUGAGUUCCUUCCCUCCUUGGACCCUGCAUUCCUCCCAGGUCCUAUCCAUCAACCUCUUUGGCAACCCCCUCACUUGCAGCUGUGAGUUGUCCUGGCUCCUCAUGGAUGCAGAGAAGACUAUCCUAAGCAGGGCGGCAGACACUGUGUGUGCACCAGCUGCAGGACCCCACGGCGCCUUCUCAGCCCCUCUCCGGCUCUCCCAGCUGCCCAGUGUGUGCCAUUCGGGCCAAAGCACCACCUUCCUUGAUUCCAACUCAUCUUCCUCUGUCCGCUCCACCCACGCGCCAUCCACACAGGGUUCCUCCACUCCGCGGAGCACAGACCCCUCUACUCAAGCUGUGGGAGCCCAACAGAGUGUCGUCACCAAGGCCCUCUUCCACCCUGUGGGUCCCCCCACGGGAACUGCAUCGCCGCACAGCCCUGCCCAGGAGGGAGCCGCUGCCUCCUCUACAGCGGGUUCCAGCAACUCCAGUAAUCUGCCCAGAGCUGCAAGCACAGCCGGAACAAAGCCCAGAGAACAUGCUGCCAGGCUCGCCCCUGACCCUAAUAGCUCAACUGCCUUCACCCCAUGGGCCAGCAAACAGCUUGGUCUGUUCCCUGCCUCCCAGAACCUAGUGAGCACUCCCCAGCUCAACUCGAGGACACAGGCCACCCCGCAGGCUCCCCACCCAAGUCCUUCCGAGGAUGAAAUUCCAAUCCUGCUGUUGGACGACUCCAGUGAGGAGGAGGGGGAGAAGGAGGAGGUGGGCGCGCCUCCCCAGGAUGGCCCCUGUGAUUACCACCCCUGUAAGCACCUCCAGACCCCGUGCGCAGAGCUGCAGAAGCGCUUGCGGUGCCGGUGCCCAGGCCUCAGUAGGGAAGACACCAUCCCAGACCCUCCCAAACUGCAGGGGGUGUCUGAGACCACCGACACAUCCGCACUUGUCCGCUGGUGCGCCCCCAACUCGGUGGUGCGCAGCUACCAGAUCCACUACUCUGCGGAGGGUCAGCCGGGAAACCAGUCGGUUGUGGGGGACAUCUAUGCCACCGCCCGGCAGCACCCCCUGUAUGGGCUCUCGCCAGGCACCACUUACCACGUGUGCGUCCUGGCGGCCAACAGCGCAGGCCUGAGCCAGCCUCGGGCCUCGGGCCUGCGGGGGCCGUGCGCUGUCUUCACCACCAAGCCCAGCUUCGUGCUCAUCUUCGCGGGUCUGUGCGCCGCCAGCGGCCUGCUGCUCGUCAGCACCCUGCUGCUGUCUGCGUGUCUCUGCAGGCGGGGCCGGACUCCACGCCCGCAGCGCUACAACACGCACCUGGUGGCCUACAAAAAUCCAGCCUUUGACUACCCGCUGAAGCUCCAGACCUUCAACUAGUCCAGCGUCCCCUCCUCCCAUGGAACUCGAGCUGAGGAACUAACUGAUUGCCUGUGCACAGAAAAGAUACAGAGGGCCCAACAACGGCGCAUCAGCUCUGACCGUCUGUAAUUCCUGGGAAGCCGGCACUCCUCAGCACACAAAGACCUUGCCAAGCUGAGUUUCUCAGUCUAAAGAACUUCCCUUCCUUCUACUUCACUGUGUAUUUCCUGAAACGUGGUGGUCCACACCAGACCACUCCCAUUGGGACUGGGCAUUCUUGUGUGUUGUUUCAUUUGGUUUUGUUUUUGUUUUAGCCAUCAAGCCCCCUCAGUGUCCAGUAGAAUAAAAUUGUGUGUGGAAGUAGGAAGAGAUAAAACUCCAUAAUGCUGCCUCAUGCUAUGUUGGAAGCGACAUCUUGAAGUCAUUUUAGGGAAGUUCCCUCUUGGUCAAGCUCUGGCAAGGCACGUUAUUCAAGGAAUCAACUCCAGUGGAUUCUUUUUUGUUUUUUUCCUUGUUGUCAGUGGGACGCUGUUUAAUCACAGUAUAGUCUUUUAUUCUUACAAAGGUUAUAAAGAUGAAGUUUAUUAAUUCAAUCAGAUGCCCUUUGAAACUCUUUAUCAGGCACAUAAGGUUCUUCAGUAGCUGCUCAUCCAGGGGAUUCAUAACCUGAGAACAAAGGGCUGAGGCAGAAGAGCACUGGUUCCGUUUCCCCGAGGACUUCUGGGUUUCUUAGUUGCAUUCUAGGAUAUGGUAAAAAACAAAAAACAAAACAGUGCUUCUAGCUUUAAAGUUAAAACUGCAGUCUUCUGGGAACAUUUAUGAAAUACAGGAAAAGGCUGUUCUUUUAAAAGUCAGUUUUUAUUGCAUUUCACCUAAGUGGAAGCACAAUGAGCUCAUUUUUAGGAACUUUUUUUAAGAGAGAAGAAAUGAGCAAAAGAGAACCACAAGGCUCUGGCUAGAGGCCAAAACGUUUCUUUGGUCCCGACUGCAUUAAAUGUCUUUGUGAUUUGUAUCUGAGUGUGGGAUAUGCCUUUUUCACUUUUAUACAAACUUAGGGGGAAAAGUGAUUUUGUAAAAUUAUAAUGGGGGUCAUAUUUCUAGAUUUUCACCAAAUGGUCUAUUUACUCCUCUGUAUUUCCCAUCCCUCCUUGCAGAGCCACGUGACUGUGUUGACCAAUGAAAUUGAAGAAUGAUGCAUGUUAUUUCCAGGUUGAAGCAGUACAAUUCUCUUUUCCUAUCUUGGGGCAACUGAAGAGGCUACAUAGUCUAAGAAAUGCAGCCACAGGUGAUGGCACUUGUCUGUCUGAGCGCUUAAAAAACUAUAGGAAGUACAGACCUCCCCUACAAUCCUACACAAUCACUGCAUUAGCACGCAGUGUAAGCAAAAAUAACAGGAAUUCUGGGAGUUGAUUUUUUAGUGCAAUUAACAAUGCCUAUGCUAGUAAAUACAAUGUCAGAGUUUAAGACAAUGCCUUUAUGAGGCAUGUUGUUUUAAGACUAAUAUUUUCUUUUAUCAUGGCACUGCAUUAUCAUUUCUCAUUCAGAAAAUAGUUCUUCUGUAGAAAGAACAUCAUUCUGAAGGUAAUAAUCUGAAACAAUAAAUCAAGCUCCAAAGAGAAUUUUACUGAUUUAAUGAUUUCAUUUUAGAUAGUGCCUGAGAUUUGAAUUUUCUACAUUCACAUUUGUUUCCUAUGCUACCAUAAUAAAUAACCAUAAACUGGGUGCCUUAAAACAACAGAAAUUUAUCCUCUUAUUGUUCAGGCCAGAAAUCCAGGAUCAAGUUUAUCAGCAAGGUUGGCUCGCCCUGGAGACUCUAAGGGAGAAUUGGUCCAGCCCGUUCUCCCAGCUUCUGAUGUUCCUUGUCUUCCAGAUGUAUCACUCUCUUUUAUGGUCUCGUGAGAUUCUCUAUGUCUGUGUCCAAAUUUCCCUCUUUUCUAUUAUUUUCCCCCAGCUUUGAGAUGCAUGGCGUAUAACAGUAAGUAUGAAGUACAAUGUGAUGAUUUGAUACAUGUAUAUAUUGGGAAAUGAUUACAAUAAGAUUAGUGAACACAUGCAUCACUUCAGUUACCUUUAUGCGUGUGUGUGAUGGGAACUUCUAAGAUCUACUCUUAGCAACUUUCAAGUAUACAAUACAGCAUUGUUAACUAUAGUCACCGUGCUGUCUUC